This is a messenger RNA of Cricetulus griseus (Chinese hamster), 469 nucleotides long. NCBI's taxonomy places the organism in Eukaryota, Metazoa, Chordata, Mammalia, Rodentia, Cricetidae. The record is from RefSeq and is a predicted model, not a curated record.
UUCAUUUCUUAUUUUCCCCAGGCAAAAUGUCCAUUGACCGAGCUUUGAGGAAGCAGCAACAGUUAAACAACCUUGUUUACAUGGUGCUAAAUCAAGCCAAACCUGGUGACAGAAUUGUGGAUUUCUGCAGUGGCGGGGGCCAUGUUGGAAUUGUGCUUGCGCAUAUGCUGCCUUCUUGCCAGGUUACAUUAAUAGAAAACAAGGAAUUAUCACUAAUCCGUGCCAAGAAGAGAAGUGACGAACUAGGUUUAAGCAAUAUUUGGUUUAUUCAAGCAAAUAUGGAGUAUUUUACAGGAAUGUUUAACAUUGGGGUCGCGCUGCAUGCUUGUGGAGUAGCAACAGACAUGGUGAUUGAGCACUGCGUCCAAACACGGGCUUCUUUCAUCACGUGCCCCUGCUGCUACGGGUUCAUUCAGAACACGUCCAAGUUCAACUUCCCAAAAAGGUGAACUUUAGCUUUUUACCUAAG